This is a messenger RNA of Spinacia oleracea (spinach), 2103 nucleotides long. RefSeq names its product CBS domain-containing protein CBSX6. NCBI's taxonomy places the organism in Eukaryota, Viridiplantae, Streptophyta, Magnoliopsida, Caryophyllales, Amaranthaceae. The coding region runs from base 519 to 1775 and encodes 418 amino acids. The record is from RefSeq and is a predicted model, not a curated record. The transcript is spliced from 2 exons. Gene Ontology annotation, cellular component: cytoplasm; nucleus.
AACGGAUCCGUAUCAAAAACAAAUUAAACUUCAUCAACAAAUCCAAGCCCCCACAUCUGAAAAGGCCAUCACUAAAUUUUGUUGUUUUUUGACCCCUGUUCUUGUCCAUCACCAAAUCCCUACCCCAUCAUCUUCUUCAUCUUCUUCAUCUUCUCCGUCUAGAUUUGACACAUAUUAUUCCUUCAGACAUUGCUAGAAAUUGGCAAAUCUGGGCAAAAUAAAUUAGGGCUCAUCAAAUUCUGAAGAUUUCACAAUGUCUUUUGAUGGGAUUUUAUGACCAUCUUCCAUGGCUAAAACUCUCUCUCUCCCCAUUACUGCUCUUCACCUUCUCCUCAUCUUCCUCCAUUCCCUCUUAUAAUAAUUAAUUUAUUAGUUAUCAAAAUCUCCCAAUUUCUAGGAAGAAACCCUACUCAAAUUCCCUCCAAAUUGUUACCAAAUUAUCGAUUUUGCUAUCUGGGUUUUUCUCAGAACCCCAAAUCAGUCAUACCCAUCUCCUCACUUAAAAUUUUGGGCAAAAGAUGGCAUCUGUAUUGGUUUAUCAUGUGGUGGGUGAUCUGACGGUGGCGAAGCCGGAGGUGGUGGAGUUUAUGGACACGGAGACGGUGGAGGCGGCGAUUAAAGCGAUGGGAGAGUCAACUGAGGGAGGAAUUCCGGUUUGGAGAAGGAAACCUCAAAUUGGUGUGAUUGAAAACAGUGAGAUGAGGUUGCAAAGGUUUGUGGGUAUUCUUAACCCACUGGAUAUUGUGGCUUUUCUGGCAAAUGAUUGGUGUUUGCAGGAUCAAGAGAAAGCUAUGAAAACCCCAGUUUCCGAGGUUGUUGUUCCUGAUAAUUCCCUACUUAAGGAAGUGGAUCCUGCUACAAGAUUGAUAGAUGCAUUAGAAAUGAUGAAACAAGGUGUUAAGCGUCUUCUCGUUCCAAAGAGCGUGGUAUGGAAAGGUGUAAGCAAAAAGUUCUCAAUUCUCUACAACGGAAAAUGGCUAAAGAACGUAGAAACCGGAAACACCAAUAACACCCUUGCAAAUCUCAACCGCCCUUCCUCAUCCACCACCAAUAUCAGCAGAACAAAGUACUGUUGUCUCUCUAGAGAAGACGUGGUCCGUUUCCUCAUUGGUUGCCUGGGAGCGCUCGCUCCCAUCCCUCUCUCUUCCAUCUCCUCGCUCGGGGCGAUCAACCCCCGUUAUUUCUCCAUCGAAGCCUCCCUCCCCGCCGUUGAAGCCACCACGAAGCUGCCUCACGACCCGACCGCCGUUGCAGUUGUGGACCCCACUCCCGACGGUCAGCAUAAAAUCAUAGGAGAAAUAUCAGCUUGUAAACUCUGGAAAUGUGAUUACUUAGCCGCAGCAUACGCUUUAGCCAAUCUCUCGGCGGGCCAGUUUGUUAUGGGGGUCGAGGAUAACAUGUCACCGAGGUCCGUCCCCGAUAUCGGUGGGGGGAAUUCCGUUAACCCGAACAGCGGAAUUAACGGGAGUGGUGGGUCCGCAAUGAGGCUUAGGAGGUUUAGCAGUAGAAGCAUUGGAUUCUUCGGAAACUCUGUUAGUAGCCCGAAUUCCGGGUCUGCUAGAAGUAUGUAUCGAGGAAGAAGUGCACCAUUGACGUGCAGAAAUACCAGCUCGUUGGCUGCGGUUAUGGCUCAGAUGCUUUCUCACCGGGCUACCCAUGUUUGGGUAACCGAGGGUGAAGAUGAUAUUUUAGUUGGUGUUGUUGGUUAUGGGGAGAUCAUGCAUGCUGUGACUAAUAGACUACCACUGUCAACAACUGUUUCUUCAAAUCAGUAAGUUUUCAGAAUCUGAAUCAUCCUAGCAGCUCCCGACCCGGCCCGACCCGGCCCGACCCAGUCCAUUAACAUUGAUAAUGAAGCCCGGCCGGACUGUUUUUCCUGGUAUGUUUACUUGUUUCGCUGUAUAUCAUCUCAGACUGUAUACCUUGGGAGUCUUAUGCUGUAUAAAAUGAUUAGCAGUUUCGAGAACGUGUUCAUUCACAUCGUUCUCUCGUAGUUGAAUGUUUAAUUUUGCCAGUAGGCAGAUGAGAUUUGGGUUAUUUAUUUUUUGAAGUACAUUAAAUCGAAUAAGAAUUGGGGAGUUAUCUCCCAUGAUUUGUUUAGCA